Messenger RNA from Glycine soja, 1485 nucleotides. Its product is annotated as ethylene-responsive transcription factor RAP2-12-like. Gene Ontology annotation, molecular function: DNA-binding transcription factor activity; DNA binding. Bases 79 to 1116 code for a protein of 345 amino acids. Gene Ontology annotation, biological process: regulation of DNA-templated transcription; ethylene-activated signaling pathway. The transcript has 2 exons. NCBI's taxonomy places the organism in Eukaryota, Viridiplantae, Streptophyta, Magnoliopsida, Fabales, Fabaceae. The record is from RefSeq and is a predicted model, not a curated record.
UCCGAGAGCCUUCAUUUGCAUUCAACCAAAACGGACGCUUUUGUUAUUCUUCGUGUCUUGUUGUGUUUUUCAUCUGAGAUGUGUGGAGGAGCUAUCAUCUCUGAUUUCAUUCCGGCGGCGGCGAUCGCCGGGUCUCGCCGCCUGACCGCCGAUUACCUGUGGCCGGAUUUGAAGAAGCGGAAGUCUGACUUGGACGUUGACUUCGAGGCUGAUUUCAGGGAUUUUAAAGACGAUUCUGAUAUCGACGACGACGACGACGAUCACCAAGUCAAGCCCUUUGCUUUCGCCGCCUCUUCUCGUCUGUCUACGGCAGCGAAAUCUGUGGCAUUCCAAGGUCGGGCUGAGAUAUCUGCAAAUAGAAAGAGGAAGAAUCAGUAUAGGGGAAUCCGUCAACGCCCUUGGGGAAAAUGGGCAGCUGAGAUUCGGGAUCCAAGAAAGGGGGUUCGUGUCUGGCUUGGAACCUUCAACACUGCUGAAGAAGCUGCAAGAGCUUAUGAUGCUGAAGCACGGAGGAUUCGUGGCAAGAAAGCCAAGGUGAAUUUUCCUGAGGCACCAGGUACUUCUUCUGUAAAACGUUCCAAGGUAAAUCCACAGGAAAAUCUUAAGACUGUUCAGCCCAAUCUGGGUCACAAGUUCAGUGCUGGCAACAAUCACAUGGAUCUGGUGGAACAGAAACCCCUAGUUAGCCAGUAUGCUAACAUGGCUUCCUUCCCUGGCAGUGGAAAUGGGCUAAGAUCCCUUCCUUCGUCUGAUGAUGCAACCCUUUACUUCAGUUCAGAUCAAGGGAGUAAUUCAUUUGAUUAUGCUCCUGAGAUCUCAUCCAUGCUUUCUGCUCCUUUGGAUUGUGAAUCUCAUUUUGUGCAAAAUGCCAACAAGCAGCAGCCUAACUCUCAGAAUGUGGUAUCUAUUGAAGAUGAUUCUGCAAAGACACUCUCUGAGGAGCUUGUGGAUAUUGAAUCUGAGUUGAAGUUCUUUCAGAUGCCUUAUCUUGAAGGGAGCUGGGGCGAUACUUCAUUGGAAUCCUUGCUAUCUGGUGACACAACUCAGGAUGGUGGAAACCUCAUGAACCUUUGGUGCUUUGAUGACAUUCCUUCCAUGGCUGGUGGAGUUUUCUGAACCGCUUUUUCUUUGGUCUCCCUGUGUGUAAAUAAAGCUACAAGUUGUUUUUCUCUGUUUUUGAUUUUUGUUGCAUUUGUUGUUCUCUUGUUGGACACAUCCCCCCAUGUGUCUGAAAAAAAAAAUGUAAUUUCCAUUUUUGUUGCUUUCUGGAAUGGUUGUCAUCCGUGUUGAAGAUGGAGUUAAAACAAUUAACUCGCUCAAGCAUCUCUUGUAUCUAAAGUAUGGGGCUAUAUAGUUAUUUAGGUGUCCUUUGCCUUGUCAAAGGCCUUAGUUUUGGGGAAAUCUCGAUUGUUGUUCGAGGGUGAUUAUAUAUGAUCUGUGAAACAAUCUUGGCUGCUGAUAAUUUUUAACUGGGUUGUUUCUCUA